AUGGAAUAUCCUAUAAGUAGAUGCUUUAAUUAUUAUUCUUCAUGUAGUAGUAUACUAUUAUUAAUUAUACUUUACGAUUGCCACCCGUGUGGCCCUAACUAGAAACCCCCACCCCAAAAAAACCUCAAUUUAUACCCGUCGAUCACUCAAAUUCCUCUUCAAAUCUUCAUCCAAAUCUCCACAAUAUUAAUCUGCACGCUUCACGCUACAGAUUCAUCCACAAAUUUCCCUCUUUUGUCAACGUAAGUGAUCACAAACCCUAGAAUUCAGAUUUCACUGAAUUCGUUGUUGUUUUAUUCAAUUGAUUGGGUAUUUUGUCGUAAAUCGAUUGCUGCUGUAGUUUAUUGUUGCUAAUCGCACGAAUUUAGGGUUGAAAGACGGAAUUUGGGGGAUUCAGUAGUUAAAAAUUGAGAUUAGAAUCUAGAUUUCACUGAUUUUUGUUGUUGUUUGAUUGAAUUGAUUGCAUAAUUAGUCGUGAAUACGAUUGUUGUUGAAGUUUGGUGUUGUUGAUCUGACGAAUUUAGGGAUUAGAAUUGGAAUUUGGGGGAAUCACUAGUCGAAAAUUGAGAUUGGAGUUUAGAUCUUAUUGAAUUUGUUGUUGUUUGAUUGAAUUGAUUGCAUAUUUAGUCGGAAAAUCGUCUGGUGGUGUAGUUUAGUGUUGUUAAUCGGACGAAUUUACGGAUGAGAAUUGGAAUUUGGGGGAAUCACUAGUUGAAAAUUGAAAUGGAAAGCCCUAAUUUAGGUCAUAAUUCAAAUGAGGAUCAUCAUCCUCGAUUAAAGUUUUUGUGUAGUUUUAACGGCAGUAUAUUGCCGAGGCCACAAGACGGGAAACUUAGGUAUGUAGGCGGGGAGACACGAAUUGUGAGUGUUAACAGGGAUAUAGGGUUUGAUGAACUGAUGGGGAAGAUGAAGGAGUUGUUUGAGGGUGCCAGUGUGUUGAAGUAUCAACAACCGGAUGAGGAUCUUGAUGCUCUUGUAUCCGUUGUGAACGAUGAUGACGUGAUGAAUAUGAUGGAGGAGUAUGAAAAGUUGGGGUCUGGGGACGGGUUUACGCGUGUUAGGUUGUUUUUGUUUUCUGGUGUCGAACGAGACGAUUCGGUGCAUUUUGUUGAUAGGGAUAACGAGAGGAGAUAUGUUGAUGCUUUGAACAGUCAUAAUGAUGGUUCGGUUGACGAUUUUCAGUCGUUAGAUCAGCACUACAGUCAGUUGAAUCUUGAUGAUAAUGUUCAUAAUCGUUUUGAGAUACCCGUGCCACCGGUUAAUUUGCAGCAUGUGAGAAUUCCACGUCAGCAAUCUAAUCAUUGGUAUGGUGAAAUGGAGUCUCCAUGGAGUCCUGCAUACUACUCGCCGAAUUCACCGUCUUCUUCACAUUACCAUACUCCUUACGGUGAUCCGAUGGACAAAAGUUUCGAUCGCGUUCAUCCGGAAGAUUAUUUCAGGCAGCAAAAUGUUAGUCAUCAACCCGCGUAUGAUCAACAGUUUCCGAUACCAGAACAUGUUGCUGGUUUUCCCGGUAACAUACUUCAUGCUCCUCCUAGACCUUUCUAUAACAUGAACGUAAAUAUUGGGCACACUGUGUAUCCAGACGGUAAUCAUGUGCCGUCACAUUAUGUUCAUCACGAAGAUCGCCCACGAUAUAUUCGUCAUGAGCCUGGGUUUGUUAACGAGUUCUUUCAUGAUCAACCAAUGGCUACUGGUUUUCCAAAUGGUUAUGUGCCUGCAAAUGCUUUGUGGAGAAACGGUCAAGGUCCGGUUCAUGGACAUCCGUCUUUAGAAGCAUCGGGUGUACCAAAACAAGAAAACGGUACGUUCAACCAUGGGUUUGUUAGGACUACAAUGGACUAUAGUCCAAGGGUUCCGGUUGCAAUGGAGAAUCAGAGUCACCAUCACGUACCGACUGAACCGGUCCAAUUUAUGCCUGCACCAGUCCAACCUGGUUCUGACCCAAUUCAAUUUAGUCCUGAAACGAUCCAAAUUACGCCUGACCCGGUUCAAGUUACUCCUGAAGUAAACGAGGAACUUGUGGUUGAGGGUUUGAAUCAUGUACCGCAACCUAUUGAAUCUGUGAAGAAAAUGGAGUUUGUUGUGGAGGUGAAAGAUGAAGCUCAAGGAAGUUCGGCGUCUGCUGCUGUUAAUGAUGCUAAAGUUAAAGAAGAAAUCGUGCAAGAAUUAGACGCGGCGGACACACCUGUGGAAUUGGAGUUAGAAUCUGGCAGUGACACCCAAAGCAAUAUGAAAAUAGAACCGACAAAGGCUGAGGAGGAAGCUAUUGCUAGGGGUUUACAGACUAUCAAGAAUGAUGACCUGGAGGAAGUAAAAGAGUUAGGAUCUGGUACAUAUGGAGCUGUUUAUCAUGGGAAAUGGAAGGGUUCCGAUGUAGCAAUCAAAAGAAUUAAGGCCAGUUGUUUUGCUGGGAGACCGUCUGAAAGAGAACGUCUGAUUGCAGAUUUCUGGAAAGAGGCAUUGAUUUUAAGCUCAUUACAUCACCCUAAUGUGGUCUCUUUCUAUGGUAUAGUUCGUGACGGGCCAGAUGGCUCUUUGGCAACGGUUACAGAGUUCAUGGUUAACGGAUCUCUCAAGCAGUUUUUACAGAAAAAAGACAGAACUAUCGAUCGGCGUAAGAGACUUAUCAUAGCUAUGGAUGCUUCCUUUGGAAUGGAAUAUUUGCAUGAAAAGAAUAUCGUGCACUUUGAUCUAAAAUGUGAAAAUCUUCUUGUGAACAUGAGAGAUCCACAUCGACCAAUUUGCAAGAUAGGUGAUCUUGGCCUAUCGAAAGUCAAACAACACACAAUGGUGUCCGGAGGUGUUCGAGGAACAUUGCCUUGGAUGGCACCUGAGCUGCUUAGCGGCAAAAGUAACAUGGUAUCGGAAAAGAUUGAUGUUUACUCAUUCGGGAUUGUUAUGUGGGAAUUGCUUACCGGAGAUGAACCUUACAGAGAUAUGCAUUGCGCUUCGAUUAUUGGAGGAAUUGUGAACAACUCACUACGUCCAACAAUCCCAACGUGGUGCGAUCCUGAAUGGAAGGCGUUAAUGGAAAGUUGUUGGUCUGCCGAUCCAACAGAAAGACCAUCUUUUUCAGAAAUUUCUCAGAAACUGAGAAACAUGGCCGCAGGUAGCAAUGUGAAAUGACUAUUUUACCCAAACUCGGUAUUUGAAUCAACUCUGCAUGUGAUCCAAAAUAACAAUCAAAGGACAUCGAUCACUCUCCUUGGUUACACCCUCUGCACCCAAUUUUUUUUUUUCAUAAACAUAUGGUGCAGCCCUUGCAAAUUUAAGUUAAAGGUAUGCCUAUGUGUAUAUAGCAACUUUGCGAGUCGAAAGUAUUAUUGUCUUUUGUUUUAGUUGGCAAUAAUAUAUUUACCAUAAUACCAUCUAUGUAGAAAACCUAGAUCAUUUUUGGAUCUUAUAGUGUUUUCACACCAUAAUGCUUUAUAGACAUACUUUUUGGGCGUAUGGAGGAAGUAACUUGUAAUUUACGAUGUACGUUUUUAUUCGAUUUAAAACGAGGUAUGUUUUUAUGAAUCGGAAAUUGAGAUGAAUUCAACUCGAACA
Helianthus annuus (common sunflower) is the source of this 3552-nucleotide messenger RNA. RefSeq names its product probable serine/threonine-protein kinase DDB_G0281745. The transcript has 8 exons. The record is from RefSeq and is a predicted model, not a curated record. The coding region runs from base 724 to 3129 and encodes 801 amino acids. Gene Ontology annotation, biological process: protein phosphorylation; signal transduction. Lineage: Eukaryota; Viridiplantae; Streptophyta; Magnoliopsida; Asterales; Asteraceae. Gene Ontology annotation, molecular function: protein kinase activity; ATP binding; protein binding. Gene Ontology annotation, cellular component: cytoplasm.